AUUCCAACGAUACGUUGUAUAUGAACGGCGUUCAUUUUUUGUUUAUUUUUCCCAAUUUCGGCUUCGAGAUUUUUUUUUUUGAUUUUUCAAUCUUAAUAAUAUUCAUCAUCAUCAUGGUUGCAUGAGAAAUGGUCAACAAAUUAGAUGGUGUUGAAAUCAAUAAUAUCGAUAAUAGUGGUAGUGGAUCAUCGUCAGCUGAAAACAAUAACAACAUUGUUGCCGAACACAAUAAACCACGAAUAAAAGAGACGACGCCCUGCCUGUUGAAUGAAAUCGAUGAACAAUUCAACAACAAUCUAAUGGACAAAAUCGAUCUAAAUAAUGAUGAAGAGAUUAAAAAUCAUUUUACUCAUGUCAGAGUAUUGCAUAAUUUUCGUGGUUCAAACAAUGAUGAAUUGUGUAUGAAAAAAGAUGAUAUUAUAACAUUGACACAAACACCAUCCGGUGGAUGGUGGGAAGGAACAUUGGAUGGGAUUACUGGUUGGUUUCCAGCCAAUUAUGUUCAACCCAUUUCCAAUCAAGAUCCAUUAUAUCAACAACUUGUACACGGUCAGCAACAGGAUUCUGGUGGCAUCGAACCACGUUCAGGAUCAACAGAAUUAUAUAGUGGAUAUCAUUCUGGUGAUUGGAAUAGCCAUCCUGGUACACCUAUGAUGACUGGUGAUUUAAUCGGUGAUCAUCUGGCUGAAUAUCGUUCAAUCGUAAUGAAAGUAAUUGAAGAUUCAGAAACACAAUUCAUCGAAUCAUUACAAGAUGCUAUCAAUCAUUAUUUAAUGCCCGUUUAUCAGUUUAAAAUAUUACCCACCGAAACUGAAUUGAAUGCCGUAUUACGAUCAAUCACGGAAAUUUGUUCUGUUCAUCGAAGAUUUCUGACAUCGAUUGAAAAAACCAAAAGUGUUCCGCACAAAGAUAAUCGUAUCGGUGGUUUAUUCAUGCAAUAUGCACCACAAUUUAAACAUGCUCAUUUUGACUAUUGUUCACAUCAUGCCAAAUUUGUUCAUGUGAUUGAAAAAUACAAAAAAGAAAUCUGUGCCUUUUUCGCUGCCAAUCCACAACCAGUGCCGGUAAGUUUAGCUCAAACACUGGCUUCACCAUCACAUCAGAUGGCAAACAUGCCAUCAUCCGCCAAUCUAGCAUCGAUGCCAAACGUACAAAUCACUGCAUUAUUAAGUGUAUCGUUUCGUCGAUUGGAUAAAUAUCCAGCUUUAUUACAAGAACUUCAACGUUAUACUGAGGAAAAUCAUUCAGAUCGUGGAGAUAUUCAACGUGCUGGCUUUCUUUAUCGUGAAAUAUCCAUGUCUUGUUUAGAAUUACGCAGACGUAAAGAAAUGGAACUAGAAGUAAUGUUGGGAAAUAUCAAAAAUUUUGAUAAAAUGAAUAUUGAAUCUUAUGGACAAAUUAUAAAAAUGGAACCCGUCACCAUUUUAUUGUUGCCAUUAUGGAAAGAACCAAAAAAAGAUUGCUAUCUAGUUUUAUUUCCAAAGGUUUUGAUGAUUCUUUCGGUUGGCAAAGAAAUGACUUCUUUUACUUAUGAGGCAAUGAUAAAAUUAGAGAAUGCUAAAUUACAGCCAAUUAAUACAGCUACUACGAACGCCCGAAACGGAUCGGAUUUUUCAUUGGAAAUCACUGGUCAAAAUGCCCAUCCACAAUCCGAUUCAUCCAAUGAAAAUCUUCAAUACGUUGUUCGUUUUAAUGAUGAAGAAAUAUGGCGUGAAUAUUAUCAACAAUUACAAAAACAAAUUCGCCAUCAAACAAUUCCGUCGACGACAACAACAACACAUCCGCCGUUGGCCGAAUCUUCUAGUUCAUCAAUGCCGCAAACUAGCGGUACAACAGUUACUUCAUCUUUAUCAUCAUCCUCGCAAUCAUCAUCUGCAAUAUUUUCUCCACAAUCAUCAUCAUUGUCGAUUACAUCACCAGAUCAGCCGGUUCCAAUGUCAUUGCCACCUAAACCUCCUCAAUAUAGGAUUCAGCAUAUGAUGCCUCCUUUAAUGGAUGAAAUACCACCGCCGCUGCCACAUCAUCGUCGUUCACCACCUGCACCACCGCUGGAUGCACCGAAGUUGAGUAUCGAAUCUGUCUUGAAAUCCCUACCUAAACGAUCAACAGGAUAUUGGUCAAAUCAGAUUCUAACAACAAACCCACCAUAUCGACCUACAGAUUUGCCUAUUCAUCAUUUGAAUCACUCGAUUUGCUCUACGGCUGGUGACACUGGAACAUUGAUACAAGAAUCUACAAAUGAUGAUAUGCAAUUAUUGAAUGUAAUUGAUGCAUAUCAUCGAUGCAAAUUUCCUUCAAAUAAUUCUCGUGGUAGUGGUGGUGAACAUCAACAACUUUCAUCAUCAGCAUCUUCUUCAUCGGGUAAAGUUGUUAUUCACCACAAACACUCCAAUCCAUCAGCAGCAGAAUCGAGUGAGCCACAACAAGAAUUAGAACCUUACCAAUAUGUGGAAAUACUUGGCAUAAAUAAAUCAUCACCAUCAUUUGGUCAUCAUUUACAUCGAAAUCCAUCGGCUCGAAAUGCAAGAAAAAAUUCAUUGACCAUGUUGGCACAGAAAAUUAACAAAUUAUCGUUAUCAUCAAUGGAUCGUGAUGUUUUAUAUGAAAUCUAUGAUCAACUAAGAGUAAUACGCAAUGAAAUGAGUCAUCUAAGUGAAAAAGUACGUGAUGAACGUCGUCAACGAAAACGACUACAACAUUCAAUGGCCAAAUUACAUCAACAACAACAACAACAACAAACUUUAAAUACAUAAAUAAUUUGACUUUCAUAUGAUUUUUUCGUUUUUCUGGAAAAUUAAAUUUUUUUUUAAUUUUCA
Dermatophagoides farinae (American house dust mite) is the source of this 2816-nucleotide messenger RNA. It is a transcript of the gene RtGEF, whose product is annotated as Rho-type guanine nucleotide exchange factor. Gene Ontology annotation, cellular component: cytoplasm. NCBI's taxonomy places the organism in Eukaryota, Metazoa, Arthropoda, Arachnida, Sarcoptiformes, Pyroglyphidae. The record is from RefSeq and is a predicted model, not a curated record. Gene Ontology annotation, molecular function: protein binding; guanyl-nucleotide exchange factor activity.